CCAGGCAAUAAUUAUCUAUAUUUUAAAUUGGAUGGUCACGAACCGGUUUAUUGAUGUUGGAAAUUUGAGAACACGACACAUAUUAUAUUAUUAUAACAUUAUAUAAAAUGUCCUCGAAACCAAAAGUAUAUGGAAUCUGGGGUAGUCCCCCAUUUGGGGCUGUUACAAUGUGUGCAAAGGUGUUGGGGGUUGAAUUAGAUGUGGAAAUAGUAAAUCUAUUAAAUAUGGAACAGUUAAACAAGGAAUAUAUUCAGAAAUGUCCUCAACACACAGUUCCAUUAUUAGAUGACAACGGUUUUUUCCUACCAGAUAGUCAUGCAAUAAAUGGUUACUUAGUAAACAAAUAUGGCAAAGAAAAUGAUCCAUUGUACCCAAAAAAUGACAUCAAAAGAAGAGCCCUCAUUGAUCACCGUCUUCAUAUGGAUUCUGGCAUUGUUGCUGCAAAAGGAUUCAGUAUAACACGAACUAUUGGCUUUAAAAAUGUAAAACCUCCCCAAGAAGCGUUUGAUGACUUAAAAGAAGCUUUCGCUCUCUUGAACAAGCAAAUUGAAGUACAAAAUACCAAAUACAUGGUCGGAGACAUUUUGUCUAUCGCUGAUUUUAGCAUUUAUGCCACUGUCUCAAACUGGGGAUUUUUCUUAAAGAACUGGGAAAACGAGUUUCCCCAUAUCAAAGCAUAUAUGGAAAGAAUGAAACAAGAAGACUGGCCUGAAGUUAAUGAUAAAGGCGUUAAUGCUUUUAAAGCUUUAUUUGAGGUCAGAUUAAAGGAGUUGGGGAUUUAAUAAAAUCUGCAGCGAGACCUUUGGAGAAAAGUGUGUUAGACAUUUUCAAUGAUAAGUUACGCCUGAAAAUAGGAAAAAAUGAAUUAGACUGCACCUUUAGGAUUGGAAAACACAGAUAUGGAAAACCUAGGCCUAUACUAGUGAAACUUGUUAGAGAAAGUACUGUGAGUGAACUUUUAAGGAACUGUAAUAAAUUAAAGGGAACUAGAAUUUUUAUCGGGAGAGAUUUAACUGAAGAAAAGAGAAGUGAAAGUAAAAUUCUCUACGAUUUUUAUAACAUAGCUAGCGAAAAACAGUUCUUAAAAAUAUAAAAUCGAAACUUAUUAUUGGAAACGAGGAAUAUACAUUCGAAACACUAAAAAGAUUCGACAAAACUACAUUUUUGGAACCAUUAGUGGAUAAGUGUCUUAUUUUCAAACACAAGUGCGCCACCCACUCCAGCACCAAGGAGUUACCAGAUUGAAGACUCGAACGAAGACGGAACUACCCCUUCUCCACCAAAAUCUCUCCCAAAGGAGGAGAAUAAAAAGAAAAUAUCAAAUUCUACCUAACCAAACAUCAAUAAACUGAAAGACUAGGACUGGAUCAUCAAGCAAUAUGCCACAAAUUCGGCCAACUAGAAAUAAGCAGUUUUAAUGAUAAAAUUUGUUAUACUUAUAUGUAUGUAAGUGUUAGUACAUUUUCUAUUUCUGAUGCAUUUUUAUAUUAUAUCCAUUCUAACUUUA
Molecule: messenger RNA, 1507 nt
Organism: Anthonomus grandis grandis
Lineage: Eukaryota; Metazoa; Arthropoda; Insecta; Coleoptera; Curculionidae
Product: glutathione S-transferase 1-1-like
Exons: 4
Coding region: 108-782 (224 amino acids)
Biological process (GO): glutathione metabolic process
Molecular function (GO): glutathione transferase activity
Source: RefSeq, a predicted model, not a curated record